Oncorhynchus keta (chum salmon) is the source of this 306-nucleotide messenger RNA. Its product is annotated as somatomedin-B and thrombospondin type-1 domain-containing protein-like. The record is from RefSeq and is a predicted model, not a curated record. NCBI's taxonomy places the organism in Eukaryota, Metazoa, Chordata, Actinopteri, Salmoniformes, Salmonidae.
AUGGGGACUGUGAGGUUCUGUAUGGAGUACAAGAUGGAGUCUCUGACUCCUCACUGUAGGGCGGAGACCCGACCACACGCCCGCUGGAUGCAGUACCUACGGGAGGGUCACGUGGUGCGUGUGGCGUGCCGACCACCCGCCAUGCGUAACCGUAGCGGCAGCUGCCAGGGAGACGGGCAAGAAUCCGACAGUGAGGAGCUGCUCCAUUGGCUGGCUGUGGGGAACUCUCGCUGUCGAGGAACAUGGAAGAUCCAGAGAACAGCAUACUGCUCCUGUCCUCACGUCCACAGCUUCCUCUUCAUAUAA